AAAGUGAUGUCACGCGAAGCCACAAGGGGACCUGGGAUUUACCAAAUACCUUCCAGUUGAGCAGGAGUCCUGCCAAGUAAGGGACAACCUCCUCCUCCUCUCUUCCUCCUCUUCCAGCGGCGACAAGUGCAGACAAUCGACGGAGGAGAAUUGAACAAAUUAUCUACCUUUCCGCUCUCCUUCCUGGACGGUAACGAUCGACGAGGUCUCGGCUCUCUGCACGCCGUUAUCGAGCGAGCUGCGGCCGCCCUGAUUGUUGUCAAUAACAGAGAGAACAGCGCCGGCGAUUAGGAGGGGGGGUUCCCCGGCAGAUGAUGCCCUUUCCUGCGGGCCGGUGAGGAGCAGCACCGACCUCCGGCUUCCCUCCAGCAGCUUGUUGUUGUUGUUGUUGUUGUUGCGGCGCGGUUGAUGUGGAGGUGAUGGACGGUCCUCUCCGCCGCCCAGCGGGGAUCCUCGGCUCCCCCUCGGCUUCUGGGAGCCAGCCCGCGGGCUCCGACAUGCUCACCUCCGGCAGCAGCAGCAAGCCUCUCGCUUUCUCCAUCGACCGGAUUAUGGCCAGGACGCCCGAGCCCAAGUCGAUACCGCUUCCCAGCUGGUUCCAGUCCGCUCCCGUGGGGAAACCCGACGCCUGUCCGUCCUCGCUGCAUUGUAUGAUCCCGCUGGUCCCACUCGGGUACGAGCCGGGCCACCGGCUCAGCGUCACCGGGCUGGAUCCGGGCCACUUCGACGCUUCUUCUCUCGCCGCUCCCGCAGACUUUUUGGGCUUUGGGUUGAACUAUAAGAACCAGCAGGAGGACUCCGCUGUGAGCCAAAGCACCGGCCAGUACAAACUCUUCAGACCCCGCGUGGUGAACCAGUCCUCCUUCCCCACCAUGGGCACCGUGUGCUACCUGAACUGCAGCGGGGACAGCGGUGCGUGUCCCCCGCCGGCCGGCCUGGUCAACCUGCACCCGAUGGCCUCCUACCUGCUCACCGCCCGGCACAAAGCCUUCAUGGCGGAGAAAAGCAAGCCGGGCCUGCAGCAGGCCGGAGAGCGGUACCCGGUGUCCGGCGUGCAGGCCUUCAAGGAGCUGUCUCAGAGCCAGAUCCAGCACUACAUGAAGGAGCGGGACCAAAUCCUAACCGACAAGAUCUUCAAGGGCUCCGCGGCGGCGGCGGCGGCGGCAGCGGCUCGGCUCAGCGGGUCCUGUCCCGGCAACAAGCCCAAAGUUUUCACCUGCGAGGUCUGCGGCAAGGUGUUUAACGCGCACUACAACCUGACUCGCCACAUGCCCGUGCACACCGGCGCGCGACCUUUCGUGUGUAAAGUUUGCGGGAAAGGAUUCCGACAGGCGAGCACACUGUGCCGACACAAAAUCAUCCACACUCAGGAAAAACCGCACAAGUGUAACCAGUGCGGGAAAGCCUUCAACCGCAGCUCCACCCUCAACACGCACACACGCAUCCACGCGGGAUACAAACCGUUCGUGUGCGAGUUUUGCGGGAAAGGAUUUCAUCAGAAAGGAAACUACAAGAACCACAAGCUGACGCACAGCGGGGAGAAGCAGUUCAAGUGUUCCAUCUGCAGCAAGGCGUUCCACCAGGUGUAUAACCUCACCUUCCACAUGCACACGCACAAUGACAAGAAGCCCUUCACCUGCCCCACCUGCGGCAAGGGCUUCUGCAGGAACUUUGAUCUGAAGAAACACAUCAGGAAGCUGCAUGACCCGGCAGGCCCGCAGUCGCCACCGCAGGCCUGAACAUUGCCUCUGUACCCGUCAUCCCAAUUCACCAAAAAAAUACAUCAGGUCCGCCGUGACCUCCCCCGUCAGGCCUGGAACUAAACUUACAGAAUAUGCCAGAUGUACGGAUGCACCCUGUAGGUGUUAGGGAUUUUUUUUUCAUAAAUUAGGAACUUGUGCCCUCGCUUGACCAAUUUUUGUAUUUUGUUACCCCGAAUUAGUAACUCAGAAACCUCCUGACUUAAUUAAUUUCUUUUAAUCAAUAAUUAAUUAGAAUUUACUUCAAAUCACUAAAUCCUGCAUUCAGAUAUCUUCAUAUGGCCACUUUUGUCUUUCCUGUACAGCCAUGAAAUAUCUUUAAUUUGGACUCUUUUGAGACCUUAAAAAUAAUGGUCUAAAUCAAAGCAGCAGAGGCCAAGACUGGAUUCUGUCUUUGGAUUAGAAUCUCCCAGCCUUGUAAACACCUGCAUUUUUCAAACUCCACAUGUCCAGUUUGUAACGCAAAUUUUGUCUCAGACAAAAGUUGACAAUCAUGAUCAAUCAUGAAGAAAUAUGGUGAACCUCAUUUCCAAAAUCUGGGCAGUGGCCUGGCUGAAAAGGGACACAUUUUUGCAUUAAAUUAUGAAAUCCAACAGUAUUUUGUCACAUUAUGAUGAAAUGUGAUCUCUAUUUACUAAAGUUUGGGGUCAGUAAAACUUAUGUAAAACAUUUUUGAUGAGGUUAGUGUAUGUUUUAAAGAAAGGGUCAUUUCUUAAAUACAAAUGCCUACAAAUAACAGACAUUUUUCAUUUGUACAAAUUUCUCUGAUGCGCCGCCCUAAAUGUCACCCAGAAGAAACACACAAGGAAACCCUGUCCUUGACUCCUCCAGUCACCUCUCAGGCCUGUUGACCCCCAGCCUCACCUAACCCCCCGAACUUGACCCUGAAAAAGCCAUCAGGACACUUCCUAACCCCUCCAGGACCCACAGUGGCAGUGGCUCAGACCUAAUAUGACCAAAACCUUGACCCCUGACCUCUGAACCCUCUGGCCCUGACACAGGCCUGGAAACUGGCGGGAGAAAAGCUUGCGACUAGCCACGAUGCUUCUGUUGCUCUCAGCUCAUGCUGGACUGAGGAGACUGUACAGAGGACACACUGAACUUUAACUUUCCUGCCCUGAUUAUUAGUUGAUUAUUACGGUGGCUAAUUAUUAUAUCAUUAGUCAUCAGUGAUUAUUAGUUUUCAUUAUUUUUCAGUUGCAUCUCAGGAUGUGAGAUUGAUGAACCCUAAUACCAGAGAUGCUGCAAAAAAAGGAGGUGAAAAAACCCCGAAACAACACAGAUCAAGUCAUAUUUGACCCCAUUUUAUUGUCAAAAACAGGAUUUACUGCCAUACCAACAAAUGUAUUGGUAUUUUUUAUGAUGUCAACAAAUCCAUGAAAAAACAACGAUGAUUUGAUCCCACUAACAAGUACUGUGUGUAUCAAACCCUGAUAUAUCUUAUUCCUCUGUGUGAUAGAGCUCCAGUGUUGUCCAACAACUACUGAAAGCCACACUGUUGUAAAUAGUCCCCAACAAAUUCCAUAUUUCCUCCUGUUUGAGUAACGUUGGAUAAAAGCUACAGUGAGGAGUUGUUGAAAGUACUGAAAGAAGGACUGACACAUUAUUGUUUUUCAUCUUUUUAUUGGAUUUGUUGACAAAAAUGCAGAAUAACACCAGACUUAUAGUUGUCAUCACAUGACCCCGAUAUGGAACUUGGGUCACAUGAUAGCAGGUGUUUGUUCUGUACUGACUCGAGACUGUUUGGAUGUGCUUACGUCCACACAACGGUGAAGAAUGUCUGACCUUCAUUACAACUUGGGUUUUAUCAUCGGUGAUUACAUUUUACUCACAGAGCUGAGAUCUGAGGACACAGUGACAUCGCUAAAAAGAUGUCUGCAAACACGAGCAAACGAUGUUGUGUGUACACAGUUUUCCUCUUCAAUUCAGGAUUUUUACCCAAAUUGUCACUUUUAGUACAACGUUAUUAUUAAUGAUAGAAAUGAUGGUCAAAGCUAUGAAAAUAAGGCCCAAGUUGUAAUAAACCAGAACGUUACCACUAUAAGACUGACUAUUCUUCUACACGGUUGAUGUGAUCUGGAUAUAAACACCCUCAAAUUAAAGCUGACAGUAACAAAUUCAACUUCUGUUUCAAGUAAAAAAACUAAAAAAAAACUGUCGGGCUGUACUCAGAUUCUCACCUCUGCAUCUCUGGUCCUGACUGGCGGAGGAAGACGAGCUGAGGCCUUUCAGUCAGUUGUUAUUUUUGAUUUCAAUCUCAGGAUUAUUGUAAAAAGAAGUGUUUUAUGAUAUUUAUUUUAAAUUCUACCACUGUUAUAAAAGAUUCUUGUCAAGGUGAAGGUUCAUUUCUUUCGGCCUCAUGCUGCAGACGCUUAACAAGGAAAAUAAAUGAUAUCAACUGUG
Messenger RNA from Dicentrarchus labrax (European seabass), 4163 nucleotides. It is a transcript of the gene fezf1, whose product is annotated as FEZ family zinc finger 1. The transcript has 4 exons. NCBI's taxonomy places the organism in Eukaryota, Metazoa, Chordata, Actinopteri, Moronidae. Bases 420 to 1739 code for a protein of 439 amino acids. The record is from RefSeq and is a predicted model, not a curated record. Gene Ontology annotation, cellular component: nucleus.